Haliotis rufescens (red abalone) is the source of this 696-nucleotide messenger RNA. Its product is annotated as putative nuclease HARBI1. NCBI's taxonomy places the organism in Eukaryota, Metazoa, Mollusca, Gastropoda, Lepetellida, Haliotidae. The transcript is spliced from 4 exons. Bases 4 to 696 code for a protein of 230 amino acids. The record is from RefSeq and is a predicted model, not a curated record.
ACAAUGCCUUCCACUCAGAAGAGUACCAAAGAAUCAUUCUUCGACAUAGCUGGAUUCCCUAAAGUACUCGGUGCAAUUGACUGCACACUCGUACCCAUAAUGCCGCCGAAACGUGACGAAGUAGCCUACGUUUGUCGGAAGGGUUACCAUGCACUGAACAUACAGGCAGUAUGUGAUGCCAACAUGAGAUUUACAAACUGUGUCUUCAAGUGGCCUGGCUCUGUCCAUGACAGUUAUAUAUGGAAUAACUCUGCCCUUGGUAAGUACUUUGAAAAGAAGAAUAUUGAUGGAUGGCUACUUGGAGACUCUGGAUAUGCCUGCAGACCAUGGCUGCUGACCCCUGUGCUCAAUCCCAGCUCGGAAGGACAGGAGAAAUACAAUAGAUGCCAUAUCAAGACACGGAACACAAUAGAGAGAACAUUUGGCUUGUGCAAGUCAAGAUUUAGAUGCCUUCACAAGACAACUGGUGUCUUACAAUUCACCCCAGAAAGGAGUUUGUGUGUUGUCCGGGCUUGUUUUUUGUUGCAUAACAUGUGUAUCAAUGAAAGACUGCCACUCCCCCAGGGCAUUGCUUCAUAUGACAGAUGUGAGUUCAAUGCCGUGAAAUGCACUCACUUUGUCAGAAUAUCCUCCCAUAUCUUCUUCUUCCGAUUGUUUGUGAUGCAAGAAGAAAAAGAUGAAAACAACACAUCUUAA